Molecule: messenger RNA, 1493 nt
Organism: Antrostomus carolinensis (chuck-will's-widow)
Lineage: Eukaryota; Metazoa; Chordata; Aves; Caprimulgiformes; Caprimulgidae
Product: ovoinhibitor
Exons: 16
Coding region: 78-1493 (471 amino acids)
Molecular function (GO): protein binding
Source: RefSeq, a predicted model, not a curated record
UUCCUGCUUCUACCUGCAAUCUUCCUCUCGCACACAGAGAGCUAGCUGGCUGCACUGGAGCAGUACAUCCAUCUGCCAUGAAGAUAAGAGGGCUUUUUGUGGAGGCAGUUCUAGCCUUUUGCUGCUGCUUAGGUAUUACAUUUGGAGUUGAGGUUGAUUGCAACCAGUAUCCCAAGAGCAUUGGCAAGGAUGGGACGGCCCUAGUAGCUUGCCCAAGGAACUUGAGGCCAGUCUGUGGCACCGAUGGCAACACGUACAGCAACGAGUGUGGGAUCUGCUUCUACAACCAGGAACACGGGACCAGUGUGGAGAAGGUGCAUGAUGGAGAAUGCGAGCCAAAACCUACUAUGAUUGAUUGCAGUAUGUACCGAAGAGCUGUAAUAGAUGGUCACAUCAUGGUAGCAUGCCCAAGGAUACUGAAACCAAUCUGUGGCUCAGAUGGCUUCACUUAUGACAAUGACUGUGGGAUCUGUGCUUAUAAUGCAGAACAUAACACCAACGUUAGCAAAAUGCAUGAUGGAGAAUGCAAGGAGGUUGUCACUAUUGACUGCAGUAAGUACCCAACACAAACCACUAAAGAUGGCAAAGUAUUAGUAUCCUGUCCAAGGAACCUGAGUCCAGUUUGUGGCACAGAUGGCGUUACAUAUGAUAAUGAAUGCGGGAUCUGUGCCCACAAUGGAGAACACAGGACCCAUGUUAGCAAAAAGCAUAAUGGAAAAUGCAGAGAGAAGACUUCUGAGAUCGAUUGCGGUCAAUACCCAUCAAGAAUGAUUAAGAAUGGUAAAGCCCGGAUACCCUGUCCAAGGAUCCUGCUCCCAGUCUGUGGCACAGAUGGAUUUACUUAUGACAAUGAAUGUAGCAUCUGUGCCCAUAACCUAGAACAUGGGACACAAGUUAAGAAAAGCCAUGAGGGAAGAUGCAAGGAGGAAAGUAGUCCUGUUGACUGCAGCACAUAUCUGAGCAAUACCGAAACCGGCGAAGAGAUUGCCGCCUGCCCUUUCAUCCUGCGUGAGAUCUGUGGGACAGACGGUGUCACCUACAGCAAUGACUGUCUGCUAUGCGCCCAUAACAUCGCAUCUGGAACUGAUGUUGCCAAGAAGCAUGAUGGAAGGUGCAUAGAGGAAGUUCCCCAACUCAACUGUAGCCAGUACCCACAUUCCACGCUGGAGAACGGUGGACAGAUCAUGGCCUGCACGAUGAUAUACGAUCCCGUUUGCGGUACUGAUGGUGUCACUUAUGCCAGUGAGUGUACACUGUGUGCCCACAACCUGGAGCAUCGGACCAAUUUUGGCAAAAGAAAGAAUGGACGCUGUGAAGAGGAUAUUACAAAAGAGCAUUGCAAGGAUGUCCAAGAAGUCUCUCCUCUCUGCACCAUGGAAUAUAUGCCCCACUGCGGCUCUGAUGGGACAACAUACAGCAACAGAUGUGACUUCUGCAAUGCCUACUUGAGAAGCAGUAGGACUCUCAAGCUCAUGAGUAUGACUGAAUGUUAA